Messenger RNA from Lithohypha guttulata, 918 nucleotides. RefSeq lists its product as uncharacterized. The transcript has a single exon. Gene Ontology annotation, molecular function: aldose reductase (NADPH) activity. NCBI's taxonomy places the organism in Eukaryota, Fungi, Ascomycota, Eurotiomycetes, Chaetothyriales, Trichomeriaceae. Gene Ontology annotation, cellular component: cytosol. The coding region runs from base 1 to 918 and encodes 305 amino acids. The record is from RefSeq and is a predicted model, not a curated record.
AUGCCUUCCGCUCUGUUCGGCCACCUACCACUGCCUGGCAAAUCUGCCACUACACUUCCAGCCUUCGUCUACGGAACAGCUUGGAAGAAAGACCUCACUGCUUCCUUAGUCUUACAAGCCCUACAAAACGGCUUUACUGCGAUCGACACAGCUUGUCAACCACGACACUAUCGGGAGGACCUCGUCGGCGAAGGAGUUCGGAAAUACCUCUCUUUAAACAGCAAUAUCAGCCGCUCAGACCUAUACAUCCAGACCAAAUUCACAUCGAUUCAUGGGCAGGAUCCGAACAAUAUUCCGUACAAUCCAAAGUCGAGUCUACGAGAACAAGUCGAGAAAUCGAUCGAGACGUCCUUAAGAAACUUUACUAUUUCCUCAUCUGAGACGCCAUAUCUCGAUAGCUUAGUUCUGCACAGUCCAAUGCCAUCGAUGCCGGAGACGCUCGAAGUCUGGUCAGCACUGGAACAGUACGUGCCCGACAAAAUUCGCAACCUAGGUAUUUCCAACACGAACUUGUACACCUUAAUGGAACUCUAUGAGCGUGCCACGGUCAAGCCUGCCGUCGUACAGAACAGGUUCUACGCGGCAACGAAACACGACACCGCGGUACGGAAGUACUGUAACGAACGAGGGAUCAUCUACCAGAGUUUCUGGACACUGACUGGGAAUCCGAAUUUGUUUAAGAGUAAGGUCCUAGCGGAGACGUCUCGACAGCUAGAUGUACAGCCUGCUGAAGCUUUGUACUGUCUCGUACUUGGACUGGAUAAUACUGUAAUCUUGAAUGGAACUACGAGUGUUGAGCAUAUGAAGGAAGAUUGGGAAGCUGUAAGGAAGGCACAAGAAUUUACAAAGAAUAACAGCAAGCAGUGGGGACAAUUAGUCAUGGAUUUCAAGAAGACAAUUGGACAGCUUGUUGCAUAA